Oncorhynchus nerka (sockeye salmon) is the source of this 643-nucleotide messenger RNA. Its product is annotated as hemoglobin subunit alpha-4-like. Gene Ontology annotation, cellular component: hemoglobin complex; blood microparticle; haptoglobin-hemoglobin complex. The record is from RefSeq and is a predicted model, not a curated record. Lineage: Eukaryota; Metazoa; Chordata; Actinopteri; Salmoniformes; Salmonidae. The transcript is spliced from 3 exons. Gene Ontology annotation, molecular function: iron ion binding; oxygen binding; peroxidase activity. Gene Ontology annotation, biological process: oxygen transport; hydrogen peroxide catabolic process. Bases 73 to 504 code for a protein of 143 amino acids.
UGAGUUUUCCACCCUCACACACUUCUUUUCUCAGCAUCGUUAUUUAAGUGGAUAAACGGACAAGACGCAGCUAUGAGUCUCUCAGCCAAGGACAAAGCCAACGUGAAGGCCAUCUGGGGCAAGAUCCUCCCUAAAUCCGAUGAGAUUGGAGAACAGGCUCUUUCCAGGAUGCUUGUCGUCUACCCCCAGACCAAGGCCUACUUCUCCCACUGGGAUUCCGUGGCCCCCGGUUCCGCUCCAGUGAAGAAGCACGGCAUCACCAUCAUGAAUCAAAUCGAUGAAUGUGUUGGCAACUUGGACGAUCUCUUUGGUUUCUUGACCAAGCUCAGUGAACUGCACGCCACCAAGCUGAGGGUGGAUCCCACCAACUUCAAGAUCCUGGCUCACAACCUGAUUGUGGUCGUUGCCGCCUACUUCCCCGCCGAAUUCACCCCCGAGAUCCAUUUGUCCGUGGACAAGUUCCUGCAACAACUGGCUCUGGCCCUUGCGGAGAAGUACCGCUAAACUGGAGUUCAGCUGCUAAACUGUCAUCCGAGGUACAAGCGCUCACAGUUUUACAUCAGAAUUAGACGUUCAUCCAUGUUUCUUAAACGUAAUGUCCUUCCGAUAUUGACACACUGACAAUAAACCUAAAUUAAACUCA